ACACACACACACACCCAGCUGGCAUCAGAGUUCCUGUUUGAGAUCUAGGAUAGAUAAGCCCUUGGAUGGCCAAUGAGCUCCCACUCUCGUCCAAUCUGGGUCUGGGGUGUGGGCUGGCUUAUGCUACCUUCCCAAGUAGCCUUGGGAGUUUGUAUCCAGGUCUCAGGGCAGCUGGGGCCUGAAGUGACAUGAACUUAAAUGUGGGAUGCAUAUAAUAUGCACUUUUGCGCAAACAGAGCACAAGAGUAGCUGCAUGGGAUUAGUUGUUGCUCAUGCAUCAACCACACACAUGUAAAUUCUCACUCAUGAAAAUCUGCACUAGGCCAGAGCAUAAAAUCUGUUUUCCUGGUUCUGUCCCCUCCCACCACCUCCCUCCACCCUCAGCCUCCUCCAGUGGUGGUAGGUCCCUGGGCCAGGACAUUGCCUAGAAAACAGCUCCUCCCCCCACUGUUGCUUACAGAUCUGGAGUCACCUUGAGCUCCAGAAGGGAUAGGCGAUAGGCCCAGAGACCAGGGCAGGGCCACCAAAGGCUCCCCCAGGUGGAGCCCUGGGACCCUCUCCUUGGAGUCCUCUGACCCUGCUCCCUGCCCUGCAGAAAAUGGGUGAGUUGCCCUUAAAUAUCAACAUCCAGGAACCUCGCUGGGAUCAAAGCACUUUCCUGGGCAGAGCCCGGCACUUCUUCACUGUUACUGACCCCCGAAAUCUGCUGCUGUCUGGGGCACAGCUGGAAGCUUCCCGGAACAUCGUGCAGAACUACAGGGCCGGCGUGGUGAUUCCAGGGCUGACCGAAGACCAGCUGUGGAGGGCCAAGUAUGUGUACGACUCUGCCUUCCAUCCUGACACGGGUGAGAAGGUGAUCCUGAUUGGCCGCAUGUCAGCCCAGGUGCCCAUGAACAUGACCAUCACCGGCUGCAUGCUCACCUUCUAUAGGUAGGUCCUGUGCUGU
Molecule: messenger RNA, 946 nt
Organism: Myotis brandtii (Brandt's bat)
Lineage: Eukaryota; Metazoa; Chordata; Mammalia; Chiroptera; Vespertilionidae
Product: sideroflexin-3
Exons: 2
Coding region: 599-934 (111 amino acids)
Biological process (GO): serine import into mitochondrion; monoatomic ion transport
Cellular component (GO): mitochondrial inner membrane
Molecular function (GO): monoatomic ion transmembrane transporter activity
Source: RefSeq, a predicted model, not a curated record